AUGCGCCGCGGGGGCGGGCCGGGAGGUGGGACGGUCCGAUUCUUCCGUGUGCCACCGCCGCCGCCUUAGCUUAGCUGAUCUUGCCACUUCGGGGCUGCACUGCCGGCGGUAGCCGCGCGAGGGGAAGAGAGGGGACAGACGGAGCGUGCGUGAGCAGGGGUCCCCGCAGCCCCAGCAGUUCCUCUCGCGCGGGGUGGGCGGCGGGGUUCAGCAGCAGUCGGGGGAGGCCCUAGACGGCGCCAUGUCGGCUGGCGGCCCGUGCCCGGCAGGAGCCGGAGGGGGCCCCGGGGGCGCCUCCUGCGCCGUGGGGGUCUCCCCGGGUGGGGUAUCCAUGUUCCGUUGGCUGGAGGUGCUGGAGAAGGAGUUCGACAAGGCCUUCGUGGAUGUGGAUCUGCUCCUGGGUGAGAUCGAUCCGGACCAGGCGGACAUCACUUAUGAGGGGCGACAGAAGAUGACCAGCCUGAGUUCCUGCUUUGCGCAGCUUUGCCAUAAAGCCCAGACUGUGUCCCAAAUCAACCACAAGCUAGAGGCACAGUUGGUAGAUCUGAAAUCUGAACUGACAGAGACCCAGGCAGAAAAAGUUGUGUUGGAGAAAGAAGUCCACGAUCAGCUUUUACAGUUGCACUCUAUUCAGCUUCAGCUUCAUGCCAAAACUGGUCAGAGUGUUGACUCUGGUACUAUUAAGGCAAAACUGUCUGUCCCCUCUGUGGAGGAGCUGGAGAGAGAGCUUGAAGCAAACAAAAAAGAAAAAAUGAAAGAAGCUCAGCUUGAAGCUGAAGUGAAGUUGUUGAGAAAAGAGAAUGAAGCCCUUCGUAGGCACAUAGCUGUUCUCCAGGCUGAGGUCUACGGCGCAAGACUGGCCGCCAAGUACUUGGAUAAGGAACUGGCAGGAAGGGUCCAGCAAAUACAAUUACUAGGACGAGAUAUGAAGGGACCAGCUCAUGAUAAGCUUUGGAACCAGCUGGAAGCCGAAAUACAUUUGCAUCGUCACAAAACUGUGAUCAGAGCCUGUAGAGGACGUAAUGACCUAAAACGACCAAUGCAAGCCCCUCCAGGCCACGAUCAAGACUCUUUAAAGAAAAGUCAAGGUGUUGGUCCAAUUAGAAAAGUUCUCCUCCUUAAGGAAGAUCAUGAAGGCCUUGGCAUUUCAAUUACCGGUGGGAAAGAGCAUGGUGUUCCAAUCCUCAUUUCUGAGAUCCACCCAGGGCAACCUGCUGACAGAUGUGGAGGGCUACAUGUCGGAGAUGCUAUUCUGGCUGUUAACGGAGUUAACCUAAGGGACACAAAGCAUAAAGAAGCUGUAACCAUUCUUUCCCAGCAGAGAGGAGAGAUUGAAUUUGAAGUAGUUUAUGUGGCUCCUGAGGUGGAUUCUGAUGAUGAAAAUGUAGAGUAUGAAGAUGAGAGUGGACACCGCUACCGUUUGUACCUUGAUGAGUUGGAGGGAGGUAGUAAUCCUGGUGCUAGCUGCAAAGACACAAGCGGGGAUAUCAAAGUGUUGCAAGGAUUUAAUAAGAAGGCAGUAACUGAUGGACAUGAAAAUGGAGACCUAGGAACUUCAGGUGAACCUCCUGUAGAAGACAGUGCUUCUAAACUGGAUGAUCUGCACAGUUUGUAUCACAAGAAAUCUUACUAAACUGACUGUAUCUCCAGACAAGAUUGUUAAUCAGACUCUUCUGAGCUUGGGGCACUAGGGAAGACGGUGACGGAAACAGACUGUACAAAGAUCAAGGGAGGCUUGUAGCCUAAAUGAAAGGCGGGUACCUCAGGGCUUCAUGUGAACAAUUCUAAAUGCAUAAAACUCCCUGUUUUCUGUGGUAUACCAUAACUAGCUGUUGCAUGUAAAGUGAUUUUUGAUUUUCCUAAAAUUGUAAAGCACCAAAGCAUGUGUUUCCCAAAGGGAUAUUAUUAGGCUCUUAAGUACCAAAUGAAGCACUCCUGUUUUAUUUGGCUCCUUUUCCAUUUAGUAGAAGGACCGUGCUAACCGGAAUUUAUAAGAAAUAGUCUUUAAAUACGAGAAUAAAUAUAUAUUCCAGAAUGUUAAGUGUGGUGUUCCAGAGGACAGAACUUAAUGAAUUGCAGAAAUGUAGGCUUGACUUAAUUUUUUUUAGGUAAAAGAAUGGUUUUAGGUUUUUAAUUUAAUUUAUUGUGCAUCCUGAUAUCUAAAUCAGUUCUUAAUGAUCAUUUAUUGUAAUGAGUUUGCCUUUCAGCUUUAUUCAAUGCAGUACAAAAUAGUUUUCUUUAAGCAAUCCUUUAUUAAUCAGUGCUGCACUAGAAGUACUUUCUGAAAAGUUAAUGUACAUUGUACUUUCCUGGUUUCUGAAAGAAAUGCAGAGGAGUGUAAAAUAUCUGUUCUCAAUUAUGUUGAUCUGUGUGCAUGGUAUUGGAGCAUUCCAUUAUUAAUGUUUGGACUCAGAUGCUUUUUUUUUCCCCUAGAAUCCACAAAAGACAGUUUUAUACAUUUUGAGUUGUUCAUAAAGUUUGUCUUGUUGUGACAGCCUUGGCACUUGAAGAAACAUUUUUCUGGCAGUACAAGCUCAACCUUGUCAGUGAAAUACAUUUAGUCUGAACAGCGGUUUUCUCGCAGAGUAACUCAUUUGCCGAUCAUCUAAACAGCCAAGGCACUGGUGGGCAAGAUAAGGGGAGACAUUUCGAUACAGGAAUUGUUUUGGUCGGCUUUUCAUCUCCGUGUUUGACUGAAGUGCUCUCGUACACAAAGUACAGAUUUGUCUGUUCUCUUACCGCAGGAUUAAGCCUGGAGGGCCUGCUCUCAGUUACUGCCCCGCAGGCCACACUGUGCCUUGCUGGGGAAAGUGAAAACAGUGCGUUUAAAGAGGUGAUAGUUUUGCCAAUAUCCUGGUGUUAAAGGAUGUAUGCUGAAGGGAAUAUUAAGUGCAGGAAAGCCGACAGGCUUGGAGAGUAUUAUCAGUACCUUCAUGUCUAACAGGCAGAUGUCAUGUGAUGUCCAACACAUGGUUUUUCUUUCCUAGAUGCACCAUAUAUGUGUUCUUCGGUAAAUCUAUACAAUGUAUAUACUUUACUUGGUGGGUUUGCUAUUUAUAAAUCUUAUGUUUUAACUAUUGCUCCUUUAUGGUUUGUUUUGGGUGGUUUGUUCAUCCGUAUAUCACCAUGUUAGUUUAUAAUAGAAAUGCACUUCCUAGUGUAUAUUGUUACUGAUAUUAAAAUACCUUGUAGUGUAA
Messenger RNA from Suricata suricatta (meerkat), 3197 nucleotides. RefSeq names its product golgi associated PDZ and coiled-coil motif containing (gene GOPC). Gene Ontology annotation, biological process: negative regulation of protein localization to cell surface. Lineage: Eukaryota; Metazoa; Chordata; Mammalia; Carnivora; Herpestidae. The transcript is spliced from 9 exons. Gene Ontology annotation, molecular function: transmembrane transporter binding. The record is from RefSeq and is a predicted model, not a curated record. Gene Ontology annotation, cellular component: membrane; Golgi apparatus; trans-Golgi network transport vesicle. The coding region runs from base 242 to 1633 and encodes 463 amino acids.